ACGGUCCCUGAUGGUGCGUCGGUUCAUACCCAAAGAAUAUCGAUUACCUAAACCAACUUUACACCUCCCCCUUCCGCACAGAAAUAUAUGAUGCCAUAAAGUACAACUGAAAGAAACGAUUCACCAGGCUUCGAGACCACAUACCAAACUAAGUCUGUUGUCGUUGUGAAUGAAAUCGAAGAUAAAUCGGAUUAUAUCCCUUGUUUGUUCCCGCAGGAAUCGUGUCUGCAGGAAGCUUAUUCACAUGACUAGAUCUCAUCUUGAAGAAUCUUGAACAGCAGUCACAUUGUCUCUUCUAUAAAAUCCCCUAAAAUUUAAAGCAUGAAAACAUCAGACUAUGCAACCAGUUUCUGCACUGGGCAGCAUAGUACUGAAAUGCAAGAAAAUGUAUAUUUUGUACUCACAUUAACUGACUAAACUCCUCUGCAUAUUUGAGAUUUAUGUGACCAUGUUCACUUUAAGAAAUAUUGUUAUUAUAACUAUUAUUGUCCCUCUUAACUAUGAAGUUUGUUUAUGUGGAUGUGGCCAUGCUGAAUACAAGAAAGACAUACAAUGCUGUCCCAUGUGUGCACCUGGAAAUCGUGUUUAUUGGCACUGCACAGAUGAUACCAGUACAACUUGUGUUCCAUGCCAGGAGUACACUUUCAUUGAUAAACCCAGUGGCCUUACAAAAUGCUUUCCCUGCACUGUGUGUGAUACAGGCCAAGGCUUAAGAGUCGAUAAAGCAUGCACUCGGUCUUCAGAUACUGUUUGUGGACCACUGGAGGGAUUUUACUGCAUUGCCAAAAGUAAAGGCAGCUGCAAUUUUGCUGUGGAACACUCUAAAUGCAGCCCUGGACAAUACAUCAAACAAACAGGUUCUGGCUCCACAGAUACCGUGUGUGCAAACUGUACAGGGGACAAAUAUUCAAAUGGAUCUUUCUCAUCCUGCUUACCGCACACAAAAUGUGAGGACAUGGGGCUUACUGAAAUAAACCCAGGAACAUAUUCAUCUGAUGCUGAAUGUGGAAAACCUUCUGUUGCUCCAACAAUCAUCACUGCAUGCAUCAUAGGAACUGUAAUAUUUGCAUUAAGUGUUUUAAUAUAUAUUUUGAAGAAACAAUCUGCAAGAUCACGUCAAACAGGGAUACAGGAAUCAAGAAAGGAAUCCCAUGAAAAAGGCAGUUCAACAGAAUGCAACUUCUAACUCAGCUUUGUCAAGAGGAGACAUGACAAUAGUGCAGAAGUUGAUGAGGAGAUCUAAGGGAUUUAUUUUAAUUAUUUCAGCCAACCACAUUAAGCAGAUGAACUAACUGAGAUUUACUGCUCUCACCUCCUCUUUUACACCCCCAACCCCACAUGCUUGGACCUUCAAGGCUUAGAAGCAUCAGUUGAUAAAGCUUCCAGAAUGCCAGAGUAACAACAACUAAUAAUGCAGCAUUUCUUUUAAUGUGGUGACAAUAAUAAAAGGUUAAAGAAGUCUGACGGUGAAACGUUUCACUCCAUCUCUAGAAUGGACUGAAUAAACUCCCUUGAAUUUUAUAAGAACAUGUUCAAGUCAAGGAUAAUUUUAAUUAUUGCUGCUAUUGUCACUCUGAACUUUGAACUGUGUAUUAGUGGAUGUGCUUAUGUGGAAUAUGAGAUAAAUGGACGAUGCUGCCCCAUCUGCGCACCUGGUACAGUAAAUUUUUAAGUGUAUAAUGGGUUCUACCAGAGAAGUUAUGGAAUUAGAGUCAAUAAAACUUUUUUUUAAAGUUUUUAACCGUGAGUAUAAAAAAGUUAUGAUUUCAAAUCAUGAGGCAAUUAAGAUUUCCAAUGUAUCCUACAUUUCGUUUUAUAAGUAAAUUAUAACAAAAUGUACUCCUUUAGACUAGUUGACUAACUGUUAUCUGAAAAUAUACUCUGUUUUAAGCCAAAGCA
Messenger RNA from Myxocyprinus asiaticus (Chinese sucker), 1899 nucleotides. Its product is annotated as tumor necrosis factor receptor superfamily member 14-like. Bases 449 to 1186 code for a protein of 245 amino acids. Gene Ontology annotation, cellular component: external side of plasma membrane; membrane. Gene Ontology annotation, molecular function: protein binding; transmembrane signaling receptor activity. Gene Ontology annotation, biological process: defense response to Gram-positive bacterium; apoptotic process; negative regulation of alpha-beta T cell proliferation. NCBI's taxonomy places the organism in Eukaryota, Metazoa, Chordata, Actinopteri, Cypriniformes, Catostomidae. The record is from RefSeq and is a predicted model, not a curated record. The transcript has 9 exons.